Guyanagaster necrorhizus is the source of this 1350-nucleotide messenger RNA. RefSeq names its product MFS general substrate transporter. The record is from RefSeq and is a predicted model, not a curated record. Bases 1 to 1350 code for a protein of 449 amino acids. Gene Ontology annotation, cellular component: membrane. Gene Ontology annotation, molecular function: transmembrane transporter activity. The transcript is spliced from 11 exons. Lineage: Eukaryota; Fungi; Basidiomycota; Agaricomycetes; Agaricales; Physalacriaceae.
AUGUCCGUCUUGUCUUCCAGAGGAAGCACGUCCGCUGAAGACACGACAGUAACUUUGUCGUCCUUGUCGUCUGAUGUAGAAGUUGCGGGAGGCAGCAGCAAGCAAGUAGAUGCGUCUUUUGAACGAAAAACGGUGCGCCGCGUUGAUAUGCGGCUCCUACCCUUACUUGGGGCUCUCUACGCGUUGGCUCUCAUUGAUAGGACGAACAUGGGCGUGGCGCGCCUUUCAAGCAUGAGCGCAGAUCUCGGACUGGAUGUCGGGGGCCGCUACAGCGUCGUAUCAUGUAUCUAUUUCGUACCGUAUACCCUUCUCGAACUCCCCAGCAAUGUGUGCUUGCGCGCAAUCGGAGCCCGGAAUCUCCUGAGCGGUGCUGUGCAACUGGGAAUGGGCUUCGUUCCGACUUGGGGAUACUUAGCACUCUGCAGGACCCUUCUAGGCGUUCUCGAGAUAGGGGGGAUAUUGCUAUCCGCAUCAUCAUCCCGGUACAAACGCGAUGAAGUUCAGAAGAAGUAUGAGUUGGCUGGGCUGUACAUGACGUCGAUCCUCGCUGGUGGAUUCAGCGCCAUCUUGGCUUACGCACUGAGCCUUCUUGAUGGCAAAGGAGGCCUCGAGGGAUGGUCCUGGAUCUUUGUGAGGAACUUUUACCUUGAAGAUCCUCGACGGGUGUUCCUGAUUCUUUUGCAGAUCAUCGAUGGCGCGGCCACCAUGGUUUUUGGGAUCGCGUCUUGGAUAUUCAUCCCAGACUUUCCCGACAGGAAUAGAUUCCUUACCGCUGAACAGACUGCCCUGGUGUUGCGGCGUAUUGAAGAGGACCGCGGUGAUUCGUUGCCUGAUUCAUUGAGGGGAAAGGUGCUGCUGCAUCUCAGUGAUUGGAAAGUCUGGAUAUUUGGUGAGCAUCUCGACUUUUAUCUCCGUGACUUUGUUGUUCAUAAUAAAUGUAGCCUUGAUGUAUCUGUGUGCAACGGUCCCAGCGUACGCGAUCGGGUUCUUCGUGACUUCAAUUUUGAGUGGGAUGGGUUGGGGUUUGCAGAUGUCUCUACUGCUCCUCCAUACGUUUUCGCGGCUAUUAGUGUCAUAUCCUUUGUGUGGUUGUCGGACAGAUAUCGCAUGAGAGCUUUGUUCCUCGCUAUACAAGCACUGAUGACUAUAAUCGGACUGGUGUUGACGACGUACGCAAGUCGUGCUGGCUGGUGUUACACUGGAAUAUUUUUGGCUAACGCAGGCUGUUCGGCAAGUAUCCCCGGGAUUCUAGCAUAUGCAUCGAACAACAUCGUCUCUCACUCUAAACGGGCAGUCACGACGGCGGUCUGUUGCGGGACGACACAAGUACCUGAUGUCAACCUUAUAUAA